Ambispora gerdemannii is the source of this 900-nucleotide messenger RNA. The record is from the annotation of a GenBank genome assembly. Lineage: Eukaryota; Fungi; Glomeromycota; Glomeromycetes; Archaeosporales; Ambisporaceae.
AUGUUUGGACGUUAUGUAGUUGCCACGAUAUCAGCGUUAUUCUCGUUAUGGUGUGGAUUUGUAUCGGUGUUCACUUUUCUUGGAUCAAAUCAGGCCGUAUACCAUUUACCUAGUUUUUAUAUGCUUGGCUAUAGUGCCAUAUAUGCAAUACUCUCGCCAUUCGGUCUAGCUGGAAUUCUUGGAGCUUUACAUCGCAAGAAAGCAUUAAUACGAGGAUUCUUAUUUCAAUAUUCUGUUGCAUACAUACUACUGACCGGAAUGAACGUUGUCAGUAUUCUUUUGUCGCAUCGAUGGGCACAAAAGACACUAGUAAAGUGCAUUUCGGAUGCUUUUAGACCAGGAGGACGAAAUGUUGGAACGCAGGCAUGUGAAAGAAAAGUGAAAGAUGCGCAACUAACUUCUCUUGUGUUUACUUGCGUUCAGGGUGGUAUAAUGCUAAUUUGUGGAAUAAUUUUGCUCAUAUUUGGAAGACGAGAAUUCCAAGAUAUCAAAAUCGACGAAGAGACCAGCAAUUUGUUAGAGAAAUCGGCAUUCGCCUCACAUAAUAAUGCUGAUCUCUUGCCAUCAGAACCCGAAGAUAUUCAUCGUUCUCCAAGUAAUAAAUCAAAUUACAAUAAUGGGUUAAAUCGCAAUCUAACAAUCAACACAGCAUCAUCUGGGCUUUCCCGUCAUACAACAAAUUCGAGCACUCAUUCAUCACGAACAGCCGAUAAUAAUGGUCAAAGAGUAUACGCGGCACCUUCUGCGCUUCCACCUUUGAAGCUGAAUAGACCACAAAAUCCAAUUCAUUAUGAAAACCAUUACAGUAGACCACAAACGCCAAUCCAUAAUGAAAACCAUUAUGAAUACAUCGCAAAAACAUUGGCUAGUGACAUUACAAGAAAAGGGUUAUUACAUUGA